AUAAGGUCACCUGUUUGUGUGCAGAUGUGUGGGGCCCUGCUGGGCCUGGGUUGUGGCAUUCAAACAAGUACCAUCUCCUACCCAAAAACUCUGCCAUGCGAUGUCAGCGAGGUCAACAAUGGGACUGCGGUGAAAGUGGACUGCACUGAAAGAAGUCUCAAGAACGUCCCCUUCGCCAUCCCAGGAGAGACUACCAAUCUGACUCUCACCAUCAACCAUAUUCCAAAUCUGAACUCAACCUCCUUUCACGGUCUGGACAACCUCACAGAGAUCGACAUGAGGUGCAACUGCGUACCCAUCAAAAUUGGCCCGAAGGACAACAUGUGCAGAAAAAGUGUGACGAUUGCGGAGGAUACAUUUACUGCUCUAAGGAAUCUACGGGCACUGUAUCUAGAUGGGAAUCAGCUUGAUAGCAUUCCUAAAGGCUUGCCUUCAAACCUUGUCCUUCUGAGUUUAGAAGUGAAUCAUAUUUUUUAUAUUUCUAAGAAAAAUCUUUCUGAAAUCCAAAAUGUUCAGGUGCUCUACCUGGGACAAAACUGCUAUUAUCGCAACCCCUGCAAUGUUUCCUAUGGCAUAGAAGAUGGUGCAUUCUUAAAAUUGGAAAACUUAACAUUGCUGUCCCUUAAGUCAAACAACUUGUCUUUUAUUCCCUAUAGGUUGCCUGUAAGUUUAAGACAGCUGUAUCUAUACAAUAACAACAUCCAAGAGGUCUCUGAUGAGGAUUUUAAAAACUUGACAAACCUCGAGAUUUUAGAUAUUAGUGGAAAUUGUCCUCGAUGCUACAAUUCCCCUUUCCCAUGCACCCCAUGCCAAAAUAACGCACCCCUAAAAAUAAGCAAGGGAGCUUUUAAAAUGCUGACAAAACUAAAAACGUUACGUUUGCACAGUAACUCUCUGACAUGUGUAUUACCUGAAUGGUUCACUAACACAAAGGAUCUUCGAGUACUUGAUCUCUCAUCAAACUUUUUAGCCAGAGAUAUCGGGUCCACAAACUUUCCUAAGUUUCUUGGCAAGCUAGAAGAACUGGACUUGUCUUUUAACUAUGAGCUCCAGAGGUAUCCUCAAACUCUUAGACUGAACUCCAGUUUCUCCUCCCUCAUGUCUCUUGAAAUUCUCAGAAUAAAGGGUUAUGUGUUUCAGCAACUAAAGCCAGAAAGCAUUGCUCCCUUAAAACGUCUUCCAAAUCUGACAGUUCUAGACCUCGGCACAAACUUUAUCAAAAUGGCAAACCUCAGCAUUUUAAUGGAGCUAAAAAGCUUUCAUAUAAUCAGUUUGUCUGACAAUAAAAUAUCAUCUCCCUCUGAUGCUCAAAAUGCAUUUAGUUUCAACGGGGGAGAGGCUAUGCUGUGGUCCCCCAUGUCAGCAGCUGAUCAGCUCCAGAACAAGGAAGUGAGAGAGAUUCAUUACUUCAGAUAUGAUGAAUAUGCUCGCAGCUGCAAAUACAAAGAUAAGGAACUUGGAAUAGUUACAUUAUUUGUCAAGAAGGAAUGCAGCGACUUUGGCAAAACCUUGGAUGUGAGCAGAAACAACAUAUUUUUCUUGCAUUCAAGGUUUUUAAACCUGAAGGAAUUGCGGUGCCUCAAUCUUUCAGGAAACGCAAUGAGCCAAAGCCUGAAUGGAUCAGAGUUUAGCAAUCUGACUAAUUUACAGUACCUGGACUUCUCAUCAAAUCGCCUGGACCUGUUGUACUCAACUGCUUUUAAAGAGUUAAGCAAUCUGGUCAUCUUGGAUAUAAGUAAAAACAACCAUUAUUUUGAAUCAGAGGGCUUGACUCAUAUGCUUAAUUUCACUAAGUAUUUAAAAAAACUCAAGGUACUGCUAAUGAAUCACAACAAGAUUUCUACUUCCACCAACACAGAAAUGGAAAGUGAAUCUUUAGAGAAAUUGGAGUUCAGAGGCAACAGGUUGGAUUUGCUGUGGAGAGACGGGGACACAAGAUACAUUCACUACUUCAAAAAAUUACGUAAUCUGAGAGUUCUAGACAUUUCUUCCAAUAACCUUCGUUCAGUUCGAAGAGAAGUCUUCAGUGGUCUGCCAGACAACCUGACUGAGCUCUAUGUUAAAAAGAACAAACUGUACUUUUUUGCAUGGGGGGAAUUACAACUUCUGAGAUCUCUGAAAGUCUUGGACCUCAGUGGAAAUUGCCUAAACUCUGUUCCAAGAAUGCUGUCAAACUGUACCACAUCUCUUAAAAAACUUGUUUUACAUGACAACCAGAUCGUAAAACUCACACCAAAUUUCCUCCAGGAAGCUUUUAGUUUAAAAUAUCUAGAUCUUAGCUUCAAUCGUAUCAAGCACAUUGAGCAAUCUAGCUUUCCAGAUAAUGUUGUUGAGAAGAUGGAACAGUUGCUUCUGCACAAAAACAAUUUCCUUUGCACCUGUAAUGCCUCUUGGUUCAUCACUUGGCUAAACAAGACCACGGUUACCAUCCCUCGAUUAGGAAUCGACGUUACCUGUGCUUCUCCAGGAGUGCAAAAGGGUAAUCUUGUGGUCUCAGUGGACUUACAAGCCUGCCAGCACUCCUUCCUAUCGAUUAUCCUCUACACUCUCAUGACUUCACUACUCUUUAGCUUCAUUACUCUGUCCAUCGCAAGUCACCUCUACAUGUGGGACGUCUGGUACAUUUAUCACUUCUGCAAGGCUAAACUCAAGGGCUACAGCCGCCUGUCUUCUCAAAGUGAGGUCUAUGAUGCCUUUGUGAUGUUUGACAAAAACGAUUCUGCUGUGUCAGACUGGGUGAUGAAGGAAAUGUGUCCUCAUCUGGAGGAGCGGGGAGAUCGCCGAUUGACACUGUGUCUGGAGGAACGAGACUGGGUCCCCGGUUGUCCCCUGAUUGACAACCUCUCCCAGAGCAUCCACAAGAGCAAGAGGACUGUGUUCAUUCUCACCAAAAAAUACAUGCAAGGGGGUAAUUUCAGUACAGCCUUCUAUAUGGCCCAUCAAAGACUGAUGGAUGAGAAAAAUGACGUCAUAGUACUGAUUUUUUUGGAAAAAGUAUCUUGCAACUCAAAAUAUCUGCGCUUAAGAAAGCGACUGUACAAGCGGUCUGUGCUCGAGUGGCCAACAAACCCACAGGCACAACCAUACUUCUGGUUCACCCUCAGGAGUGUAUUGGCUACCGAGAGCCACAAACAGUACAGCAAUCUCUUCAAAGAGACACUCUGAAGGGAUGACAAUGUAGAGUUUGCCAAAAAUAAGACAAUUUAUGUUUUAUCAGUUAUUUCUUCUCUGCAACAAUGCUCCUUGGCAAUAAUUUUUAAAGUUAUACAGUUACAAUUACAAUCAUAUUCUCUAGCAAUUUACAAUGCCUUUCUGCUGUUGACUCUUGUUUGGUGUCAUUUUUUUUUUUUUUUGGACUGAAUAAUAGAAGUUUGAAGAAACAAAAGAUAUCAGGAAUUUAGUCAUUUUUCCUUUGGCAAAUCAAUGUUUCAGGAAUGCACUGGAAAGCUAUUCACAGCUACAACAGCCUGGUAUGUUGCCCUCAUGCUCAUCGCCAGCUUGGUCACAUUUUAUUUUGGCAUUCCUUUCUUCAACCAGCACUUGUCACAAGUCAGUAAAAGGUGGUUGCACUGAACAUAACAUAAAUAACAUAAUGAAUUAGUAUAAAUAAAAUGUAUUCCUAUAUGUAGAAAUGUUCAUGGUUUUGACAAUAUUAUUUUGGAUUAGACACUGUCUGAUGUAAAGUUCAACUCCAAUGGU
This is a messenger RNA of Poeciliopsis prolifica (blackstripe livebearer), 3699 nucleotides long. It is a transcript of the gene tlr7, whose product is annotated as toll-like receptor 7. Bases 25 to 3165 code for a protein of 1046 amino acids. Gene Ontology annotation, molecular function: protein binding; pattern recognition receptor activity. Lineage: Eukaryota; Metazoa; Chordata; Actinopteri; Cyprinodontiformes; Poeciliidae. Gene Ontology annotation, cellular component: plasma membrane. The record is from RefSeq and is a predicted model, not a curated record. Gene Ontology annotation, biological process: toll-like receptor signaling pathway; defense response to virus; canonical NF-kappaB signal transduction. The transcript has a single exon.